Messenger RNA from Aphis gossypii (cotton aphid), 1108 nucleotides. It is a transcript of the gene asf1, whose product is annotated as histone chaperone asf1. The record is from RefSeq and is a predicted model, not a curated record. NCBI's taxonomy places the organism in Eukaryota, Metazoa, Arthropoda, Insecta, Hemiptera, Aphididae. The transcript is spliced from 5 exons. Bases 339 to 953 code for a protein of 204 amino acids. Gene Ontology annotation, biological process: DNA replication-dependent chromatin assembly. Gene Ontology annotation, cellular component: nucleus. Gene Ontology annotation, molecular function: histone binding.
GAUUAUGGGCAAUAAUGCUCUAUUGCCGUAAUGUACAUUGUACACAAAUACCCAGUUAGAAGUUACUAAUCGCUUUUUCAGUUAUUUUCUGUGUGCCUUAGUGCUUUGAGUCUUCCGUUGAAACUUGAAAAUACUCAUUAAGUGUUUUUCCGCAGUACAAAUUUAAACGUUUUGUGUUUGUGUAUUAUAAUUCUAUACUUGAACCUAUUCAAUAGUUAUUUUUUAAAUCAUUAUUAUUUAAUUUUAUUUAUACAUUGUAAUUCGUAUCUGACGUUUACAGAUAAAUUGCAUUCCAGUAUCUAUUCAUAUAAGACGUAAUUAAGGAUAUACAUAACAGAAUGGCUAAAGUACAACUGUCAAACGUCGUUGUCUUAGACAAUCCAUCUCCAUUUUUAAACCCUUUUCAAUUUGAACUGACGUUUGAGUGUAUUGAAGAUUUAAAUGAAGAUUUGGAAUGGAAAAUGAUUUAUGUUGGAUCUGCUGAAAGUGAAGAACACGAUCAAAUAUUAGAUACUAUUUAUGUUGGUCCUGUUCCUGAAGGAAGACAUAUGUUUGUUUUUGAGGCAAAUCCUCCCGAUGUUUCCAAAAUUCCUGUAGAAGAUGCUGUUGGUGUAACUGUUGUAUUAUUAACUUGUUGUUAUCGAAAUCAGGAAUUUGUUAGAGUUGGAUACUUCAUAAAUAAUGAAUAUACAGAUCCAGAGCUGCAAGAAAAUCCUCCAGCUACACCUCAAUUUGAUAAGAUGACAAGAAAUAUAUUGGGUACUGAACCUAGAGUAACGAGGUUUAAGAUUAAUUGGGACGACUCUGAACAACCUACCACUAGUAAUGGAAUACAAACUACCUGUCACGAAAAUGAAGAUUCAAAUCUACAAGAAAUGGAUGAAGAAGUGUCUUCUUUGUUAUCUUCCCAUGCAGACAACAGCCUUAGUCAAAGUCCAAUGGAAGUAUUGUAAAUUGACUGAACCAAUAUCUCAUCUAUUUUAAUAUCAAUAUUUUUUUCUAAGUAAUGAAUUUUAUAAGAAAAUAAAAUAAAAAAGUGUUAAUCGUGUAAUAAAUAUAAAAGCAAUUAAUUUAAAGUUGAAAUAAAAUAAAGACGUUUUUUAUUCAA